CACAACGGCAACAACAAAGCCACAUGCACAAAUUGACAUGGGGGCAGCGCAUGUCACCUCAGCCUCCCAACUUGAAAGUUUCAUAUUCCUGGGCUGCAGCCGAUUCAUGAGAAUUUGCUGUUCUUCGUGCCUCGUCACUCGAGUCCUCAGGCCUAUCGGCUGGAGUCCUUCUUGUCCUCUUCGAAUCCUUCAUAAAUUCGUGGUUUUCGUUGUUUCGAUUGGUUACACAAGUGUGCUCAAGUCCUCUGCAGCCCUGUACGUCAAGCUGGCCUCCACAAACCCGUCAGCUCCCUCGCUUGUCGUGUUUGUUGGCCGCCAUGGCUUAGUGGCUCUGUUGUUGGCUACUUUGGGACGGAAAUAUUGCAUUCCGACUGCGCAUCGUGGCCGACAAAGGAUGACCGCGGUACCCUAUUACUGUACCUUAAUCUUCCAACUAGUACUGGGCUGAAUAGCGUCAUAUGGGUAUAAAGAGAAGUCCACCUUUCUUUGACAAAAACCCAUCAUCAUCUCAAACAUUUCUCAAUACACUUUCGCUGAUUUUUUCAAUUCUAAUUUCAGACUUGCUGUCCUACCACAAUUAACAAUUUGUAAUAUCUCCAUCAAAAUGCAAUAUUCCAUCGUCAAUGUUUUCGCUCUUGCCGCCACUGCUUCGGCAGCUACAAUCAAAGUCGCUGUUGGACAGAAUGGUCUGACUUAUAGCCCAUCCGACAUUAAGGCCGCCCCAGGUGAUGAGGUCGAGUUCACAUAUUUUCCAAAGGUUCGUGGGUCUUCUUAAUAAAUCCGCUUCACAAUUACUAACUCGUCCUCCAGAACCAUACUGUUUCGCAGUCUUCAUUCGGCCAACCCUGCAGACCCCUUGCUGGUGGUUUCUUUUCUGGCUUCGUUCCAACCGCGGUUUCAGGUCCAUCUAACACGACCUUCACGAUCACUGUCAGGGACACAAAGCCUGUAUGGAUUUAUUGUGGUCAAACCGUUGGAAGCCAUUGCCAGAGUGGCAUGGUUGCUGCUAUUAACGCACCUUCUACUGGCAAUACUCUCGCAGCUUUUGCACAAUUAGCAAAGAACGCCACUACAGUCAACUUCUCAGGUAGUGCAGUUGGUGGUAUUCUCAAAGUCAGCGGUAGCAACAGUACGGCAACAAGUACUACUGGAGGAUCGACUUCUCUCUCCACUUCCUCGUUCACUUCCACAUAUGCUACAUCUGCCGUCAUCAGCACAGUCAUCACCUCUUCAUACACCUCAAAUGGACAGGCAUACGCCACUACCUUCCCAACCGUUUACACCACUUCCUACACAACGGCAGUACCAACUGCCAGUGUAGUCGCCUCCGUUUCUGGUGGUACCCCUGCUGGAACUUCGUCUGCUAGUAGCCCUACCAAUACUUCAUCAGGAGCGGGUGGUCUUGUUGCGAGCAUGUUAGCAGUUGGUGCUGGUAUUUUGGCUGCCGUUUUUAUGGUCUAAUUAUUCUAACGAGAUUGGGUGUGUAUGGGCUGGAGGCGUUUGAUGGUAGAUAAUUAAUUUGGGAAUGCUUGCAUUUUAA
Messenger RNA from Hymenoscyphus albidus, 1540 nucleotides. Lineage: Eukaryota; Fungi; Ascomycota; Leotiomycetes; Helotiales; Helotiaceae. The record is from the annotation of a GenBank genome assembly.